ACUCGCUGUUUUGACCUGCCUAUGGACGAUUUCGGAAAAUUAUGCAUGCAGAUGACCUUCACCCCACAAAAACUCCAGACCACUUCCGGUGUUGAUGUUUACUGUUGAUGCACGUAGCGUUCUUCGACCAUACCGGCUCUUAAAAAUAACAAUGAUGGUCGAUUUUGCUGUGUACCUCAAUGUACAGUUAAAGCCUACAAAUGUCCAACAUUAUCCUUUCAUGGAAUUCCGAAAGAUGAACAAAUGAAGAAGAUUUGGCUUGUAAGAAUUCAGAGAGACGAAGGGCCACUCUUUCGGAUCAGAAAUUGGACAAGGGUUUGUAGCAGGCUUUUUGUGCCAGAAGAUUUUCGCCCUUUGACCUUAAAAGGAAAACAAAGAAGACUUAAAUCAGAUGCUGUACCAAGUCUGUUUACAUGGAAAAACUUCCAAUGUGGAAAAGAAAGAAAUCAGCCUGCAGUUCACCAUCCCAUGUCACAAGCAAAUGCCAACACAAAUCAGAGUGAAAACGUGGACACAGAGACUGCAACAGCAGACGCAGAGCCUGCAACAGAGGCUAUUAAUUAUUAUAUGAUGAGCAAGAGUAAUUAUCAUGUAUGACUACAUAGAUGUGUGUGUAUCAUUUAUGACAACAUAGAUGUGUGUGUAUAUAUAUAAUGCAUGCUAAAUUAUUGCUCAUUAUACUCCGAAUGCAAAAAUU
This is a messenger RNA of Pomacea canaliculata, 697 nucleotides long. RefSeq lists its product as uncharacterized. The coding region runs from base 244 to 597 and encodes 117 amino acids. Lineage: Eukaryota; Metazoa; Mollusca; Gastropoda; Architaenioglossa; Ampullariidae. The transcript has 3 exons. The record is from RefSeq and is a predicted model, not a curated record.